This is a messenger RNA of Sus scrofa (pig), 1415 nucleotides long. It is a transcript of the gene TWIST2, whose product is annotated as twist family bHLH transcription factor 2. The record is from RefSeq and is a predicted model, not a curated record. Lineage: Eukaryota; Metazoa; Chordata; Mammalia; Artiodactyla; Suidae. Gene Ontology annotation, molecular function: protein dimerization activity; DNA-binding transcription factor activity, RNA polymerase II-specific; RNA polymerase II transcription regulatory region sequence-specific DNA binding. Gene Ontology annotation, biological process: regulation of transcription by RNA polymerase II; developmental process.
AGUUAGAAUAACUUCCUCUCCCGGAGACCUCGUUUUUGCACAAGCCGGCCUUGAAAUCAGAGCCUUUCGAGCAACUCCGAGAGCGUGUGCUCGGCGACCGCGGGCUUGGCCAGCGGCGCGCGCUCGGCGCCCGGCGCCCCCAGCCCCACGCGCGCCGGGCGGGCGCCAUGGAGGAGGGCUCCAGCUCGCCCGUGUCCCCCGUGGACAGCCUGGGCACCAGCGAGGAGGAACUCGAGCGGCAGCCCAAGCGCUUCGGCCGGAAGCGGCGCUACAGCAAGAAGUCGAGCGAAGAUGGCAGCCCGACCCCCGGCAAGCGCGGCAAGAAGGGCAGCCCAAGCGCGCAGUCCUUCGAGGAGCUGCAGAGCCAGCGCAUCCUGGCCAACGUGCGCGAGCGCCAGCGCACCCAGUCGCUCAACGAGGCCUUCGCCGCGCUACGCAAGAUCAUCCCCACGCUGCCCUCGGACAAGCUCAGCAAGAUCCAGACGCUCAAGCUGGCCGCCAGGUACAUAGACUUCCUCUACCAGGUCCUGCAGAGCGACGAGAUGGACAAUAAGAUGACCAGCUGCAGCUACGUGGCCCACGAGCGUCUCAGCUACGCCUUCUCCGUGUGGCGCAUGGAGGGCGCGUGGUCCAUGUCCGCCUCCCACUAGCGCCUCGCCACCCACGUCCGGACCGGCGCGUCAGGGCUGUCCCGCGGGGCUGAGCGCAAGUGGAACUGGGGCACAUCGGCAUCCGCGUCUGUAACUUCUGAAACCCAGAGGGCCUCCAGGACACCGCCCGUCCCGUGCUCCAGGAAGCGUUAGACAAGGGGACAGCGGCAGAGCCCGGACCUCGGCCCCCCACCCCUCAGAGACGCCCCCAGAGGCAGCGGCGCGCACUCGCGGUCCUUCUUGCCGGUGACAUGUCUUUUGCCAUCGUCUCCACUGCUGGGGUGUGUCCACAGCCCCAGGCCUGGGUCUUAUUUUUUUUAUUCUUUCCGGGGGAGGGGAUUUAUUCUUUCUGAAAAUCGGUACAUUCAGGAACACAUUUACGAGGGUUUGGAUUUGGGAUUUGUAUUUUCCUCUAAGUGCCUUCUUAAUGUAUAGUUUUCAAAAUAAAACAGAAAUGCAUUCCUGUUCCGUUCUGUUUAAACUGGACCAAGGCUCUUGGACAAAGAACCUCGUAUUCCCUUCCCGCCCUCCAGCCUCUGCAUGGUCGUUUCUAGUAAGCCUGGAGCCCUUCGCACAGCUCUGCUCUUUUUCUUUCUCCGUGAUUUGCUCAGCUAACCCCCCCUUUUUUUUAAAAAAAAAUUUUCCCAUUUCAGUGUAUAUGUUGCUUAUUUGUCUUAUUUAUUGAGAUGUUUUUAACAAGCUCAGUGACUGCAGUGCGGCUGUGUGUCCUGCUCCCCGCCCAGGAACAAUAAAGACGUCCCUGCA